AUGCAAAGUAAUGUUACAACGUCGUUAUCAACAAAAAGUGACUCGUACUUCUUCACCGAAAAAUGCAUUCAACGUGAUUUAGAAAAAAUAAAAAUUAAUAUUCAAGAUUCACCAAUAAUAUUCAUUGAUCCAAUAGAUGAUAACUACUCACAUCUGGAAGCAGCAAUUACAGGACCAAUGUCAACACCAUAUGAAAAUGGAACUUUUUUACUUCAUUUAAAAAUUUCUGAAGAGUAUCCUUAUAAACCACCUCAAUCAAUAACAUUUAAACGAGCUACAAUGCAUCCAAAUAUUGAUGAAUAUGGUAAUUUUAUGUCAGAAUUAUUUAACUUAGAAUCUUGGUCACCAGCUAUGACAAUAAAAAGUAUUUUAGAACAUGUAUGGGCACGUCUAGCAAUUCCGAAUAUUGAUUCAAAUGAAUGUGAUCCAACUCGAGCUCAAUUAUAUAGAACAGACAAACAUCAGUUUGAAUUAAUUGCACGUGAAUAUUCUAUAAAAUAUGCAAAUGCAACCUAA
Molecule: messenger RNA, 516 nt
Organism: Rotaria sp. Silwood2
Lineage: Eukaryota; Metazoa; Rotifera; Eurotatoria; Philodinida; Philodinidae
Source: the annotation of a GenBank genome assembly